Mytilus trossulus (common blue mussel) is the source of this 2403-nucleotide messenger RNA. RefSeq lists its product as uncharacterized. The transcript is spliced from 8 exons. The coding region runs from base 1 to 2403 and encodes 800 amino acids. The record is from RefSeq and is a predicted model, not a curated record. NCBI's taxonomy places the organism in Eukaryota, Metazoa, Mollusca, Bivalvia, Mytilida, Mytilidae.
AUGACAGGCAACUCUGAAGAAACUGAACUAUAUGCACGAAUAUUAAAACCAUUAGAAGCUAAACUAAAAAAAGAAGCCAGCGGGACCACCAAGACAACAACUGCAGCAACCACAACCACAACCGGAGGUGUUUCUGAAUCAACGAAUUCAGAGAAAAAGCGAAAAUCUCAAGUCAACCUGCAAGAAGCCAAACAAGUUAGAUUUCAAGUCGGCAAUAAACCUAAAACAGCAACUGUACAUCAAUUUAAGCCUCCAGUAGUCACUCCUAAUCAUGACAACCAAAAAAUUGCUGAUGAUUUAACAGCCAUGCUUCAAUUUAGUGUAAAUUUGCAUGACAGUCAGGAGUAUGCCACACUAUUGUUUUGGGAUUUUGCUGGAGAUGAAGAAUUUUACCAUACGCAUCAAACUUUCCUGUCCCCGGAUGCAAUAUAUGUUGUUGUUACAAAUCUCAGUGAGGUUGAUGACAAAGAUGCACAUGAUAUGUUUGAAUUGUGGAUGAACUCAAUCCAUUGCUAUUGCACCCUUGAACAUGAGAAAAAUAGACCUGCAGGUACUACUGAUGAAAUGAAAUCUCCACCAGUGAUUCUUGUUGGUUCUCAUAAAGAUAAAGUUAUGCCUACAGAAGAAAAGAAGAUUGAGACCAUAUGUGGAGAAAAACUGAAAGCAUUUCUUGAUGGUGUUUCACUUGCUGCACGUAGCCAUAUACGGUAUAUAAGAUAUAUUUCCAAUAGAACUGAUAAUGAUGAUAUUUUUCGUGAAAUAAGAAAAUUCAUCUUAGAAUUGGCAACCUCAAUGCAAACAUGGAAUACAGACCAUCCUUUAAAAUUCAUACAGCUGGAAAAAUGUCUACAAGAGAAAAAAAAGAAGUUGCACAUUCCAAUUAUUUCUUUUGAUGAUAUUCAGGACAUCUCUAAUAAAUUAUCAAAACCAUUAAAAAAAGAGGAACUUAAGUUGUUCCUAGAGUAUCACCAUGCCACCAGAGCUUUGAUCUAUUUUGAAGAUCUUCUCAAGUUUAUCAUUUUAGAUACACAGUGGUUGUCUCAUAUCUUUAAAUGUAUAGUUACAACAGAGAAAUGUCAAUCCGAGUUUCUCAACUGUAAAAUGAAUCAAGAAUUGGAUGAUCUACAUAAUAAAGGAAUACUACAAAUAACACUUUUAGACGAAAUAUUUAAAGAUAAAACCAAUGUUUUGCAUCAGCAUGUUGGACAUAAGGAUGAGAUUCUAAAGGUUAUGGAGAAAUUUGAUAUCAUUAUACCUGCAACCGAAGACGGGGUUGGUAAAAAACCUUUGUAUUAUGUUCCUUGCAUGGUCAAACGAAAACCAGAAGGGGACAUUUAUGAUAUGAUAAAUGCGACAACAGAUAAGUGUAAAAAAUCAACUUGGUUGUGUUUCAAAUUUGAGUUUCUACCACCACAUCUAAUAAAUCAUUUGAUUGCUUCAUUGAUAAACUAUGGUGUCGCAAAGGUUGCUAGUUCUCAACAGAAGGAACCUCAACUCUGUUUAUUCAAAGACACCGUAGUCUUUCAGCUGAAAAACACACAGUCUAUGAAGUUACUUGUCAUGGCAGGUGCAAAUGUAGUUAAGAUUCAAGUUCUAGAUUUUAGGGACAUAAAUGAAAAUAUGGAUGAUGAGUCUAUUUUCUUAACAAUUGCCAGGAAUGUGACUGAGAAAUUAAAAAAUAUAGUAUAUUCGAGAUUCAAGAUGUCAAAUGUAUCAUUUAAGACCAAGUGGGAAUGUGGCCUUAUAACGCCAGAGCUGGUUAAAGAAUACCAUGACUUUAGCAGAGACAAUACUGAAGAUUAUCGCUGCGAAAUAUGUGAAUCACACCACCGUUUCAAGAAUGAAUGGGCGAAGUCCCAGAGAUCGGAAGCUGCUCAAGAAAUCAUCCAAUACACAGGAAGCACUAUUCCUAAACAGGCUGUUGAUAUUACGCUGUCAAAGAGUUCUGAAUAUACUCCACGAUCUCUUCCCUACGAAGAAAGCACCUGUCGACAACAAGCUAUUGCUAAAAAGUGUUCACAGGACGCCCUCGAUAACUUAGAAUGUAGAGAUAGCACGAAAGAAGUUGUACAUCACAAAUCAGACUUCAGUGAUAUAUUAGAUCAAAUGAUGACACAGUUAGUAAUAUCAAUCGACGACAGACGCACCAUUGAACAAACUAAUGAUCAAGCAAACGCCAUGUUGGAUAUAGUAAUAAAACGAGGAGAGCCUAAUACAUCCAUGUGCAUUAAUGUUUUAAAACAAAAUCAUGGAUACGAAGAUCUCGCAGAAAAAUUGCCUGAUUCAUCAAGCUUAGUGUCAGCACCUACUACAACAGGAUUAGAAGAUGUUCCAGAUUAUAAAAUACGUCUACAGAAGAAUUACUCAAAAAUAAUCAACACGUUAAAGCACAACAACCAGUAG